AAAAAAGUUCGAAAAUUUCCGCUUGCACUCGUGUUUAGUUGUGAUUUUUUCAAUAAAUCAGCGUUAACAAUAAAAUAAAUAUAUUUUACUGUUUUUAUUUUCAAACAUCUUUGAGUACUACUUUAGAAAAGGCCUUUUAUGAGAUGGAAUAGUGUGUAAGAAUGGGAAAGUAACAAGCAGCACACAAUUUGCGCUUACAGUGCGGAGCUUUCUACACACUUACACAGGAGUUUGCGUGGGUAUAAAAGUGCAAAAGUUUUAUGAUUUCUGGAUGAAGUAAUUUUCUCAUACUUGUUGUGUACUGGGGAGCUGUUAUAUCUUGACCUGGGUCACUGCUGAAUCGAAAAAAUAGGAUAACGCCAGCUUACAAGAUGGCCGACUGUUAUUCGUAAGUUUGGUGCUUUUAGAUAAUGUCUGGUGCAUCUGGUUCAUCAGGAAGUGGCACAGGACGUGGUCGGGGUGGAGCAGGCUCAAGUAACUUGGUCACCGACAGCAAACCAGACUCAAAAGAAAAUAAACCCAACCCGAAAAUGUCAAAGGCACUUGGCACCUCAGCAAAGAGGAUUCAGAAAGAGCUUGCAGAGAUAACUUUAGAUCCACCACCUAAUUGCAGUGCUGGACCAAAGGGUGACAACCUGUAUGAAUGGGUUUCCACUAUAUUAGGACCACCUGGCUCCGUAUAUGAGGGGGGUGUUUUCUUCCUUGACAUACAUUUUUCGCCGGAGUAUCCUUUCAAGCCUCCCAAGGUAACAUUCCGAACUAGGAUAUAUCAUUGUAACAUCAACAGCCAAGGUGUGAUAUGCUUAGAUAUAUUAAAGGACAACUGGUCUCCUGCACUUACAAUAUCAAAAGUUCUACUUUCCAUUUGUUCUCUGCUUACGGAUUGCAAUCCAGCGGAUCCAUUAGUGGGCAGCAUUGCAACACAAUAUCUGCAGAAUAGAGAGGAGCAUGAUCGCAUUGCACGCCUCUGGACCAAGCGUUAUGCGACAUGAUUGCACUGCCCCUCCACUCCAGCCAAGGAACAACUUAAAGUAUCAUACUCAAUACCAUUCUGUUUUAAAUCCAUCCUGUUCACAUAAAUAAUAAGCUUAAAAUGUUAUUUAAAAUAUCUAAACAACAGUAACAUUUUUGCAUUGUGACCAAGAAUUUUGUGAUCAUUUCAGUAACUUCUUCAAGCUGUCAAGUUUGAAUUUAAGCUGCAGAAAAUGCAUGUUGUAUCUUAUGGCUUCUUAAUAUUUAGUUGCAAUUAAUGUGAUGUUGAUAAGCUUGUGGUGGU
Messenger RNA from Chilo suppressalis (striped riceborer), 1276 nucleotides. NCBI's taxonomy places the organism in Eukaryota, Metazoa, Arthropoda, Insecta, Lepidoptera, Crambidae. The record is from the annotation of a GenBank genome assembly.